This is a messenger RNA of Necator americanus (New World hookworm), 273 nucleotides long. RefSeq lists its product as uncharacterized. The transcript has a single exon. Bases 1 to 273 code for a protein of 90 amino acids. NCBI's taxonomy places the organism in Eukaryota, Metazoa, Nematoda, Chromadorea, Rhabditida, Ancylostomatidae. The record is from RefSeq and is a predicted model, not a curated record.
AUGCCUACUACGAGGACGGAGGAGUACAACCUGAAGGCUCCCAGAUCGUGGAAACUUCGUCAUAUGUAUACCUCGGACGUUCUGAAUAUGGAAAACGACUUGAAGGAAGAACCUAAUAGAAGAAUGGGAGCAGCAUGGGCAGCAUUCGCAACCGUCAGGGAAGCUACUGACCAACUGACGGACCAAGAUCUUCGCGCCCAUCUGUUCGACUCGACAAUUUUUCCAGCGCUCUGUUACGCAGCGGAGACACCGCUGCCACGUCUAGGAAGCUAA